CUCCGCGGUGUCCAACGCCGCUGUAGGAGGACCGCCGCCUUUGCGCCAUCAGUGCACAACACAACACUGCACGCUACGCACGACACUUCUUCUUCUUCUUCUUCUUCUUCUUCUUCUUUUUUUUUGUACAUAUCAGCCAGCUCGCAGCAUCACGGAGGAGGAGGAAGAGGAGGAGGAGGAGGAGCGCAUGAUCCCCAUCCCCAGCAUCCUCUCCAGCUGCACAUCCACUGCGUGUUCUCCCGUAUAAAUACACUUCAUAUUUUGUUUUUCUGGGAUUAUUGCGUCUCCCGGCGGCGUUCGAACGGACCGAGAUGCUCGUCGGUCGCCGUUCAUGAGGGGGAAGAGGCUCGUCUUCAUCCUCGCCGCCGCUGCGCAGUCAUUUGAAGAUCUGCCGCCAUCUGGAGAGCGAAAGCCGAGCGAGACAGACGAGCCGCUCGCCGUCCCCUCCCGAGAUCUUCCUUCGUCCCCUCACCGCCGUCGCCAUGGGAACCGUGCUGUCCCUGUCACCCAGCUACCGCAAGGCGGCCCUGUUCGAGGACGGGCCGGCCACGGUGGGCCACUACACGGCGGUGCAGAACAGCAAGAACGCCAAAGACAAGGGCCUGAAGCGCCACUCGCUCAUCAACGUGCUGCCGUGGAAGCGCAUCGUGGCCGCGUCGGCUAAGAAGAAGGGCUCCAAGAAGGUGCAGCCCAACGGGACCUACCAGAACAACGUCAGCCACCUGAACAACGAGAACCUGAAGAAGUCGCAGUCGUGCGCCAACCUGUCAUCCUUCGCGCAGGACCAGAGCACGCCGAGCGCCACCAAGGCCUCCAACAACAACGCCUCGGUCAAGAAGGCCCCGGCCCCGGCGGUGGCCGCCGCGCCCGGGACCCCCAAGCGGGUGAUCGUGCAGGCGUCCACGAGCGAGCUGCUGCGCUGCCUGGGCGACUUCCUGUGCCGGCGCUGCUACCGCCUCAAGCACCUGUCGCCCACCGAGCCGGUGCUGUGGCUGCGCAGCGUGGACCGCUCCCUCCUGCUGCAGGGUUGGCAGGACCAGGGCUUCAUCACGCCCGCCAACGUGGUUUUCGUCUACAUGCUGUGCCGCGACGUGGUCUCCUCCGAAGUGGCCGGCGAGCACGAGCUGCAGGCCGUGCUGCUCACCUGCCUGUACCUGUCCUACUCCUACAUGGGCAACGAGAUCUCCUACCCGCUUAAGCCCUUCCUGGUGGAGAGCUCCAAGGAGGCCUUCUGGGACAGGUGCCUGUCCAUCAUCAACCUGAUGAGCGCCAAGAUGCUGCAGAUCAACUCCGACCCGCACUACUUCACGCAGGUCUUCGCUGACCUCAAGAACGAGAGCCAGAAGGAGGAGGAACGCAGUCGCCUGCUCAUCGGCCUGGACCGGAGGGCCAUCGCUUGACUGGCGCUCGUCAUCGCACGACAACGGUGAAAUUCCCCCCCCCCCCGGCGCUCUCUCUCCCGUCAACGCGGGCUCACGUGGACUUUGGCAAGUCCGGGAGGGAACGCCGGCUGUGGCGUUGAGGACUCGAGACUUUGUUGUUUUUGGGGUGGGGGAGGGGGGGGGGGGCGGCGGCGUUCUCUCAGAUGGGACAAAGCGGGCAGUGCUGCGAUGGAACGACGCGUUGUCAGGACUUUGACUCGGCCAGAAGACGACAACCUUUUACUUGUUUUUUCAUCUAUUACGACAAGUUACUGGAUGUUUUCGCAGCUGUGCAGAGCAUAUUUAUUACUUUUUAUUUAUGGCUCUUCUGGAACAAGGUCAUUUUAUUUGUAAUAAUUGAUGAUGAUGAUUAGAUUUGUGUGUUUUUGCACGCGCGCCAGCGACUUUCGUGCAGCAUGGAGAAAAUCUUCCUCCUCUUCUUCUUUGGACUUGCUGCUCUGCAUUAGUGUUGAUUUUAGCUCUGCCUGCUAAUGUCAUGUUUUUUGCUACUUACUGUGCUCAUCAUCCACCGUUAACAGUGCCAUAUCUUCCAUUACAUGCUCCCUUAAACUGAUAUCUACUCACUUUAUUGACAUUUAGGGGCUCAUUACACGUCCAUGAACGUUUUAGUGGAACGUUUGUCUUUUCUUUGGUGGGAAUGAAGAUUGCUUCUGGUUGAGUGUCAGGGAUUUAUCAUGGAUGACCUGCAGGAACAAUCUGACGAGCACCAUAACGACAACAACAACAAAAGUAAAAACAGGAAUAAAGGGAAAGAAAAGGCAGAAGUUCUUGAUUGGCAUUGCAGUUUAUUUGCUAGUUAAGUUUCAUCUCAGCGGCAAACUUGCACACCUUCCCGUUUUUGACGAGGAGAGUAUUUUAUCCCGGUAUCACAUUUCUCCCCCAUUUUACACCGGCGUCGGGUUUCUCCCGUUUUGUACUCCCAGCUUCAGACUUCUCCCGUAUUUGGCGCCGUCGCCUCAUUUCUCCCGUACUUUAUGCCUGCAUCACAUCACAUUUGACUGCUGGUGUCACAUUUUUCCCAUCUUAUGCAGCUAGUGUCUCAUUUAUGCUGGAAGUUACUUCCAGUGUCACAUCCCUCCCAUAUUUUACUGCUCGUGUCACAUUAUUAUUAUUUUUUUUAACCUUUCCUUUUCAACUGCUCGGUCAUGCAUUUCGGUGGAUUUGUGAGGCUUUUUUUUUUUUUCUUUUCUUUUCUUUUUAAUUUUUCGGAACAGUUUUGCUGUGUAUCACGAGAAUUUUUCCAUGUCACUUUUCUCUCGUAUUUUACUGCCGGUGGCAACUUUCUCCCGUAUUUUGCAAAGUCAAUAGACAGAGGGAAGGUUGGCAAGUGUGCUCAAAAGGAGAGGUCACAUUUGAAGAAGAUUACAACAGCGCUUGUCAGGAAGUCACCCGAAAUUGUGCUAAAGAGGCUUUUAUGUGCAUAAUCCAAAAAAUAAUACAUCACAGGAGUACAAGCAUCUCCAACUGCUGUAUUUUAAGAUAAAAGACGGCCAUGUUCUUUUUUCUUCUAAAACUCUCCUGUUCUGAUCCUUUUGAAGGUCAUUUAAAAAGUCAGGUUUCCACCAAGCAGUUGUAGGCUUGGAAGUGUCAAUUGUGAAGUUAGUUUUCUUUUGUCUUCUUUCCAUUCUCUGUCCACCAAUCAACACAUUUCAGUUUUCUUUUUUUCCCCCCUUUAGGUACCCGACAAAUGCGCUUGAUAAGUCAUGGGGAAAAAAAGGCCAAAAAGUGCAUGAAAAAAAAUGGUGACUGAACUAAAUCAAACCGGUGGAAUACGGUUCCACUUUUUGGCAGCCUUUGAAAGGAUACCAACCGCAGUGGUACGGUACGCAGAUGCAAAGGAAAUGCAAACAGUUACCAAGAUGAGUUUCCCUGCUCGGUGGAAACGCGCCUAAAGGAAUUAAACGAGAACAAAAAGCACAUUUUAACAUCAACAAAAACCAUCUCGCUUCAAAUGUUCCACUCCCCUCCUCUCUGCUCCUUUCAUCAAAUAGUUUGACAAGAUGCAAAAAUUGGACAAAAGUGACGAUUCUGUGUCUGUUGUCAUGUAACUUGUCCAACCCCAAUUCCAAUGAAGUUGGGACGUUGUGUUAAACAUCAAUUAAAAACAGAAUACAAUGAUUUGCAAAUCACGUUCAACCUAUAUUGAAUUGAAUACACGAUAAAGACAAGAUAUUUAAUGGUCAAACUGAUCAACUUGAUUGUUUUUAGCAAAAUAAUCAUGAACUUAGAAUUUUAUGGCUGCAACACGUUCCACAAAAGCUGGGACAGGUGGCACAAAAGACUGAGAAAGUUGAGGAAUGCUCAUCAAACACCUGUUUGGAAUAUCCCGCAGGUGAACAGGCUCAUUGGGAACAGGUGGGUGCCAUGAUUGGCUAGAAAAGGAGCUUCCCUGAAUAGCUCCGUCAUUCACAAGCAAAGAUGUGGCGAGGUUCAACUCUUGGUGAACAAGUGCGUGAGAAAAUAGUCGAACAGUUUAAGGACAAUUUUCCUCAACGUACAAUUGCAAGGAAUUUAGGGGUUUCAUCAUCUACGGUCCAUAAUAUCAUCGAAAGGUUCAGAGAAUCUGGAGAAAUCACCGCAUGUAAGCGGCAAGGCCGAAAACCGACAUUGAACGCCCGUGACCUUCGAUCCCUCAGGCGGCACUGCAUCGAAAACCGACAUCAAUGCGUAAAGGAAAUCACCACGUGGGCUCAGGAACACUUCGAAAACCAAUGUCAGUAAAUACAGAUUGGCGCUACAUCCGUAAGUGCAACUUAAAACUCUGCUAUGCAAAGCAAAAGCCAUUUAUCAACAACACCCAGAAACGCCGCCGGCUUCUCUGGGCCCGAGCUCCCAUUGAAAAUAUGUCGCGCAUUAUGAAGCGUAAAAUACGACAAAGGAGACCCCGGACUGUUGAACAGCUGAAGCUGUACAUCAAGCAAGAAUGGGAAAGAAUUCCACCUACAAAGCUUUUUAACAAUUCGUGUCCUCAGUUCCCAAACGUUUAUUGAAUGUUGUUAAAAAAAAAAAAAAAGGUGAUGUAACACAGUGGUAAACAUGACCCUGUCCCAGUUAAUGAACUGUUAAUGAAACAAAAACAAUCAAGUUGACCACUUUUUCAAGUUGACCACUUUUUUGUGAAUUCAAUUCAAUAUAGGUUGAACAUGAUUUCCAAAUCAUUGUAUUCUGUUGUUAUUUAUGUCUAACACAACGUCCCAACUUCAUUGGAAUUGUAAAUAAAUAAAAGCAGAGGAGGUUGUGUGCGUGUGAAUGCAUGUGUUUGUACAGAGGAUUGUGUGGAAAGGAAUCUGGUGGGGGGGGGGGGGGGGGGGGGAAAUGGAGGGGUUCAGGGCUGUAGACAUUCAAAUGUCACAUUUUUCCAACAAAGAAAAAAAAAAAAAAGGAAAAAAGUUGUUGUUGUUCCCAAUUUCAUUUCCCGGUUUGGCUUAUUUUCAUUUAUUUUUGUACUGUGAUGAAAAUAAAAUCCAAAUAAA
This is a messenger RNA of Phycodurus eques (leafy seadragon), 4915 nucleotides long. It is a transcript of the gene cdk5r1b, whose product is annotated as cyclin dependent kinase 5, regulatory subunit 1b (p35). Lineage: Eukaryota; Metazoa; Chordata; Actinopteri; Syngnathiformes; Syngnathidae. The transcript is spliced from 3 exons. Gene Ontology annotation, cellular component: protein kinase 5 complex; cytoplasm. The record is from RefSeq and is a predicted model, not a curated record. Gene Ontology annotation, biological process: activation of protein kinase activity; brain development; positive regulation of cyclin-dependent protein serine/threonine kinase activity. Gene Ontology annotation, molecular function: cyclin-dependent protein serine/threonine kinase activator activity; protein kinase binding. Bases 483 to 1400 code for a protein of 305 amino acids.